AAAGCUUUAAUUCGCUAUUUUCACUGAAACAAAAUCCCUUCCGGUCUCCGCCUCCAUCAAGAGAGAGAGUACCGAAGCUGAGGAAGAAAAAUGGUUCAGCGGCUGACGUACCGGACGCGCCAUAGCUACGCCACCAAGUCUAACCAGCAUCGGGUCGUCAAAACUCCCGGUGGAAAACUUGUCUACCAGACAACUAAGAAGAGAGCCAGCGGACCCAAAUGCCCCGUUACCGGCAAACGGAUCCAAGGGAUUCCUCAUUUGAGGCCUGCGGAAUACAAGAGGUCUAGGCUACCUAGGAACAGAAGGACUGUGAACCGUGCCUAUGGUGGUGUGUUAUCUGGUAGUGCGGUCAGGGAAAGGAUCAUUAGGGCCUCUUUGGUUGAAGAACAGAAGAUAGUGAAGAAGGUUUUGAAAAUCCAGAAAAGCAAGGAAAAGCAGUCAUCAAAGAGCUAAAAGAUGAGAUAAAGGAACCUUUACUUUAAACUCUACUUUGCUUCAGUUAAAAUUUGGCUUUAAGGGAUCGUGAAUUGCUGCAUAUUAUUACUGUUGAGUUCGUUUGUUUUGGACAUGAAUGAGCAUUUAGUUGUUGGUAAU
Hibiscus syriacus is the source of this 594-nucleotide messenger RNA. Its product is annotated as 60S ribosomal protein L34-like. Bases 91 to 453 code for a protein of 120 amino acids. Gene Ontology annotation, cellular component: ribosome; cytosolic large ribosomal subunit. The record is from RefSeq and is a predicted model, not a curated record. Lineage: Eukaryota; Viridiplantae; Streptophyta; Magnoliopsida; Malvales; Malvaceae. Gene Ontology annotation, biological process: translation; ribosome biogenesis. The transcript is spliced from 4 exons. Gene Ontology annotation, molecular function: structural constituent of ribosome.